CGAGAUUGCCAAUAUGGCGGCCCCGAUUGGUAUCGUGGGCUGCUUCAGAUUUGCCUCAAAAUCGCGUCAGAUUUUUCUUUUCUCUCGGAAUUUUGCAUCAAAAAGGAGAAGAAGAGAGCCAAAAGCAAAUUUCAAGCGUUAUGAUAAUGUCUACGCAAUUAGUUAUCGAGAACCACCCAAACACAUAUUUACCGAAGCAAUGGGUGCACUACGAGCGUACAACAUUUCGUUGGAGGGAAUCACCGAUCAAAUUGUGGAGUUGUAUGUCAGGGUUAACAUGGGAGAAAAGAAGCUGCCGAGGCAGCGAAAAGAGCUGGUGGAAAUUUUGUUGGAGAAGAGGAGCUUAUUCAACAGGUUGCAGAUGGAAAGGUGACAGAUUUUGAUCAAUGUUUAUGCACGCUGGAAUUUUUGAACAAAAUGAAACCCUUGCAAAAAAUUCUGAAAGAAAAGAUGCCCACAACUCGAAGAGGCACUGCAUCAGAUGAUAUUGCGGCUGCGAUCGAUAAAUACAAAAAAGGACAUCCAUACAAAUGCGACAAAGAAGGAGUCGUUAAUAUUGGAGUAGGAAUGCUCAGUUUUACGGAUUCCGAAGUAAGGAUAAAUGCUUCAGCAGUACUAUCGACACUCGCCUCGCACAGAAUUGCUACCAAAGGUAAAUUCUUCAGAGAACUUGUUAUUUCAUACGAAAGAGGACCAAGCUACCCUCUGGACUUCAAUGAGUGGACCAGUUGAUGUAUUCAGUGAUUUUACUGAAAAUAUCACAAAACAGCUUUGUGAACAAGUUUGACAGAACUGAAAAAAGACAAUUCUUCAUUUCAUUGAAAAGGAAGUGAAUCGGAUUCGUCGAAUGGUUAUCGUGGCAGUGGUUACUUUGGUCGAAAAAGUUCGGCAUCUCCAGCAAGUUGUGUCUCUUGGGAACAUGUGACUUGAAAAAAAAAACUGCACUCGCUAUGAGUGUUUUUUUUUUCUUUUUUUUAUCAACUCUGAAGGAGUUAAAUAUUUUGUGGUGAGACAGUCGUUUAUUGAGAAACUUUGAACAACCUACCGAGAGAAAUCACAGGAACGCGAAACAAUUAGAUGUGUGUAUGUGGGUAACUUGUUCCAUUAAACACAAGGAUGCUUAGAAUGUUCUGUAGACCGAUCAAGAUGAGCUACAUGACGUCAAUAGCUUGUAAAAAGUAUUUUCGUUUGCAGAAUCGAAUAUUGGUGAAAUAUUUGAUUCAUAAAUUAAAAUAACUUUUCUGUAAAUGUCAUCUUUCCUUAUAGGGUGAUCUAUUCUUGUACGUUCGUUUUCUAUCGCACUGUGACCAAAUUAUAACAUGUUUUGGGUUCAUUUUCAAUGUUUUUUUUUUUGACCCAUUUGUUCACUUCCCGUACUUUUUUACACUUCCAGUCGUUGAAGGGAUUAAAAUGACGUAAUGAGUAACAGGUAUGGGCGAAAACUAUCGAUUUGUGAAAUAAUAAAAUUAACUUGUACAAGAGUGUCGAAUUAAAUAGGUGCAAUUAUACUGUCAGUCAUUUUAUUAUU
Messenger RNA from Stylophora pistillata, 1528 nucleotides. RefSeq lists its product as uncharacterized. The record is from RefSeq and is a predicted model, not a curated record. NCBI's taxonomy places the organism in Eukaryota, Metazoa, Cnidaria, Anthozoa, Scleractinia, Pocilloporidae.